This is a messenger RNA of Eublepharis macularius, 3077 nucleotides long. RefSeq names its product cytochrome P450 4B1-like. The coding region runs from base 16 to 1521 and encodes 501 amino acids. NCBI's taxonomy places the organism in Eukaryota, Metazoa, Chordata, Lepidosauria, Squamata, Eublepharidae. The transcript is spliced from 12 exons. The record is from RefSeq and is a predicted model, not a curated record. Gene Ontology annotation, molecular function: iron ion binding; heme binding; oxidoreductase activity, acting on paired donors, with incorporation or reduction of molecular oxygen.
GCUUCUGUCUUUGCCAUGGACCUCUCCCGGAUUUUGUACCUGUUUAUUAUCUUUUGCCUGACCGGGAUGCUGCUUAAGAUCAUCCAGCUAUAUCGGCAAAGACAGGAGCUUCUGAGGACGAUGAGCAGUUUCCCAGGCCCCCCGGCACACUGGCUAUACGGCCAUAUUCAUGAGCUUUUACCCAUGUCUAGCAUUUUGAAGAAAGUAGAGUCCUGGAGCUGUGUUUAUCCAUAUGCCUUUCCUUUGUGGUUUGGAAGCUUUUCUGCAUGUUUAAUAAUCACACACCCUGAUUAUGCUAAAACAUUGCUUGCUAGAGCAGAGCCAAAGGAUGCUGCUGCAUAUCAGAGUAUAAUUCCAUGGAUUGGGAAAGGCUUGUUGGUGCUUCAUGGGCCAAAGUGGGUGCAGCAUCGAAAACUAUUGACUCCAGGUUUUCAUUAUAAUGUUUUGAAACCCUACAUGGCGCUGAUGGCAGAUUCCACAAAAAUAAUGCUGGAUAAAUGGGAACAACUGAUCACACAGGAGACAUCAGUGGAUCUCUUCAAACAUGUGAGCUUGAUGACACUUGAUAUCAUCAUGAAGUGUGCCUUCAGUUGCAACAACAGCUGUCAAAUGGACAGAGAAAACUCCUAUGUCCAAGCUGUCUUUGACCUCUGCUUCUUAGUAAAUGAAAAACUCUACCAUAUCUUGUAUCAGAAUGAUCAUAUUUACUGGUUCAGCCCACAAGGAUAUCGGUUCCGGAAGGCCUGCCAAGUUGCCCACCACCAUACUGAUAAGAUAAUUAAUGAGAGAAAGGAAUCUCUCAGAAAUGAGGAGGAGCUACAAAAGAUCCAGACAAAGAGACACUUGGAUUUUCUUGACAUCCUUCUCUGUGCCAAAGAUGAAAACGGAGUUGGACUAUCUGUUGAAGACCUCCGUGCUGAAGUAGACACUUUCAUGUUUGAGGGACAUGACACCACAGCCAGUGGGAUCUCCUGGAUGCUGUAUUGCCUUGCCCAGAAUCCAGAGCACCAGCAGAAAUGUAGAGAAGAGAUAAAGGCCAUUCUGGAUGACCAUGACACAAUGCAGUGGGAUGACCUGAGUAAGAUGACUUACUGCACUAUGUGCAUUAAAGAGAGCCUUCGCCUUUACCCUCCAGUACCAGGCGUGUCCCGACAGCUCAGCAAACCCAUUACAUUUUUUGAUGGACGGACCUUACCUGAAGGCUCUUGGGUAGCAGUAAGCUUUCAUCUGAUGCACAAGAACCCCAGCAUAUGGAAAGAUCCAGAGGUGUUUGAUCCUUUAAGGUUUACUCCUGAGAACAUUUCAAGCAGAAACUCCCAUGCUUUCCUUCCUUUCUCUGCUGGACCAAGAAAUUGCAUCGGUCAGCAGUUUGCCAUGAAUGAGAUGAAAGUGGCCCUUGCUUUGACUUUGCUUCGUUUUGAACUCAGACCUGAUCCUACUAAACCUCCUCCCAUCCCCAUCCCUCAGAUUAUCCUGCGCUCCCACAAUGGCAUACACCUUAACUUGAAGAAAGUGAUAUGAUACUGAAACAGGAGAAGAAAUAAUUGUGAUGUGGAAGGUCGGCGAAUAGAGGCUGCAAAAUUGUUUGUUCCUGUAAAAUUAUUUGACAGCAUUUUGAAGCUUAGAACCAUGACCUACAAAUUAUUUUUUACAGUGGUCUCCCUAUUACCAUUAAGAGCAUUCAUGGAUGCUUGGGCAAUAUUACAGGGCAGCCAUAAUACUGCUUGAUCAGGAAUACCUUCACCUCGCCUCCUUUCUGAAUAGCCAAGCCCCCCUGUAACUUUUUAAGGUAUUUAUUUUUGAGGUGGAUGCUCUGAUCUAAAAAGAUCAAGUGUAGCUUUGGAGCAGAGUUUCACUAACAAACUGAUGACAUAUGAUGACAUAUCUAACAUUGUCCUAAACAAGUGCCUUCACCUUGGUGUCAUGGUCAAAUGGAUUAAAAUGAAGAAGCUGAAACUAAAUCUAGUCCAGAUGGAGGUGAUGCUAGUUGGGAAAAUGUAUGUCCUCAGGGGACUGACAUGCUAACUUUCCAUAGAGUUGCCUUUCUUAUGUAUAAAAGAGGUAGACUCAGCCUUUCUUUUAGAAAGUGGGUUGAUAGAAUGUGCUAGGAGUGGCUUUUAUCAUAUUCUUUAGUCUUGAGAUUGUCAUCUUUAUUGAAUCUACUGAGUUGCCUAUGUUGAUCCAUGACUCUGGAACCUCUGUCUGAAAUACUGUAAGGUGCUUAAAGUGAGACUUUCCUUGGAGGCCUCCCAGAAACUUCAAUUGGUACAGAAUCUUGCUACUUGUCUUUUGGUAUGUUAUCAUGAGUAUGAGUACAGUACUGUAAUGACUGUUGCUAUUAUCUUAGAGCCAAAACACACGUUAAGAAAUACCUAGGUUCAGCACGUGUUCUCUUACCUCAAGGUUUGCCGGGAUCUGUAGGCGUCCUGGAAGCUUAAAGAUCUGUAGGCGUCCUGGAAGCUUAAAGUCCUGGAAGCUUAAAGGAUCUGUAGGCGUCCUGGAAGCUUAAAGGCGUCCUGGAAGCUUAAAGCUUAAAAUACAGGCGCCUGUAUUUCCCUUCCCCUUUUUGCUGCUCUGUAAAUGCUAAACUUUAAGCUUCCAGGACGCCUACAGAUCCCGUCAAACCUUGAGGUAAGAGAACACGUGCUGAACCUAGGUAUUUCUUAACGUGUGUUUUGGCUCUUGGUCACUAUUUAGGUGCUUGUUCUUACCCAAAAAUAUUCCUGGUGGUAAUUCCAUCUGCUCAUCAGCAUGAUCAUGUUUAUUUACUGUUAUAGCCCCCAUUUUGUAGAACAGCCUUCUUGAAGAGUUGAGUGCCGUCCUUCUUGGCAUUCUGCAGAGUCUAUUAAAAAAAACGCUUGGUUUCAGAGGUCUGACGGCUAGGGUGGUAGCUGAGUGCUGUAUUAGAUGGAAUCUUUUUUUAAAAAAUCUGUCCCAAGGUGGGAAAUAUUCAAUGGCCAUUGUAAUUGUUUUCAUUUGUAUAACUGAUAAUUUAUGUUAACAUUAUAUAGUUGUAUGCUACUCUGAACCUUGAUGAGAUAAAGUAUACAUUUAAAAUAAAUAAAAACAAAGAUAAG